AUGCAGCCCCGGUCGGCUAGCCAAGACAUGCUGCGAAGCGGGCCCUUUCGCAAGGAACAGUUUCUCCAUGAAGACAGAACGAGAAUAGUCUCAGACGAUGUUCUUCUACGACAGAGACGACAGUCAGAAAAGAACGAACAAAGGGCCAACAACCCUCCGUAUCCCCUCGACUCAAUCCUGCCUCACCUAUUAGAGCUUGAGAAGUUUGACCCUGAGCCUGGCACUGGAUUUGACUCUGCAAAUACCCUGAUUGGAAGUGCAAAUUGGGACGUCUAUAAUGACUCGGAAACGUCAGGCAACAGCAUGAACGGGCCAAUGGUGGCUCUGUCUUCAGCGUCAACGCUUCGCAUUGACACGACGCAUCUUUCAAAUCAACAUAACGGCGUAGAAUUAUCUGCUUCGGGACCCUAUGACAGUAGACAGUUCAGGUCAAAAAGCGAACAGCACUUGCAUGAUGGUCAUCGGAAACUGGAUAGUAGCCUACCUAAAGUGAGCCAGUAUAAGAAACAUGCUGCGCUGGAUCUGUUCAGCUUCUCUGAGACACAGGAUCUGAUCAUUCAUGUAUCUCCUGUCUUGGAUAAACUGUUCCAAUUACCAAGACCCAUGCUCGCCACAACGAACGAAACGCUGCCUCAGUCAUCGAGUCAUUCUGUAAUCUCUUCUCAACGUAACGCACCGGCUCCGUUGUCGGCGCUGCCCCCGAAAUCCGAGGCUAGCUCUAUCAAUUCAAACGCUAUAGGUCUGAUACUAAGUACCUACGACUACAGUACGAGCUCGUUGGCGCUCGCAAGCCCACGAUCCGGAGAGGCUAAAAGUAAUCCUUUAACCGAAACCCCACCGCUACACAACAUUGUUCUCGAAAAACGAUCUCUGCGAACCAGCAUUGGUGGCGGAAAGCCUCAAGAUCACAGCAGAAAUGACUCGGCUUCCUCUAACGUAUCAACCACAUCCACAUUGACUGCUAAGAACUCAAAUCAGCAGAGGUUUGUGCGUUAUGCGAUGAGAACACAAGAAGAUGGACAAGUUCAUAAUUUCAAUCGCUGGUCGAUGGACAAUGUGCUACAUUGGCUAGAACUAAAUGGCUUCAAUGAAUCGUGGAAGGAGACCUUCAGAAGAAAUGAGCUUUCAAAUACAAGAUUCUUAGAACUAAGCAAUUAUGAGCCCAAUUCUCUCAUCUGGAGACAGUUUAGCAAUCGCCUUGACAUCAAUGACAACAAUUCUCAAGUUGCUCGCUUUAUCAAUUUAUUGAGAGCCGAGCUUGAGGACAAUCCGUCGAACUCAUCUGCUGCCAGUACACUUAUAGAGUAUGACACCCCCAACAAAGCGGAGUAUCGGAAAUCUUCUUCAACAUUGUGGGCCCAAACCACACCAACUUCUGCGACCAAGCCGCGACCCUAUUCCUAUGUGGAUCCCGCUACAAUUAAGUCUAAGGAACAUAGCCAUAAGUUCUUUCGCAAACACAGCAGAACAUCCUCGAAUGACUCCAGUAAGGAGACCUCUCUAUUAUCUCCCACAAUAAGCAGGACUCCCGAUGUUGCCGUACCAAGCACUUCAAAAAAGAGCAGCUUGUUUAGCACUUUGAGAAAAUAUGGUGGAGAAAAGGCAGCCGAGAUUGUAAAACAAGUUCAAUCAAAUCAAACAUCUUCCAAGAACCUGUCGAAUCGAAUGAGUUUGUCUUCAUUCUCCCAUAAAAAGACCGAUUCCGGGAAAAAGUUAUCUUCAUUCGCAGAUGCAACACCGUCUCAUGUGAUUGAAGAUACGGAUUCUCCGCAAUCAGUGAAGAGUUUUUUUAGUUCACAUUUUGACGACUAUGCCACCUCUGUGGAUAUAGAGCCUGUCAAGUCAUCAUACGUGUCAAGCAGCUUGAUCGAUCACAAGUAUUUUCCUGUUUCUAUCGAGUCUUCUGAUCCAACAACAAAGUUCAUAUUGUUGACAAAAGAUGGGAGAAAUUUUGUCUCUAGUCAGUUUACCCUGGAAGAAUUGAAUGAUAUCUCUGUAUUCAAAAGAAAAGCUUAUGAGUUGCUUGAGCUUCUUGACUUUGGCACAAUUACCUUCCACCUCACUGACUUUAAUUGUGAUCCUGGAGAGGAAAUUCCAGAUGAGGUUCUUCCAGUUGUGCUCAAGCAGGAGUUUUGCCUUAAAUUUAAAGUGACUCAAGAUGUUCUGUCGGUAGGAGCAUCCAGCACUCUUUCAAGUACAUCUUCCGGAACUUAUUCAUUCAUCAGUGGCGAUACCAGCGGUCAAAAUUAUCCAGCAACUCCCCAGUAUAUGUUGCAAGAGAUCAAAGACAAAACGGUCGAUUAUUUGUCUGUAAAAGAACGCAAAGAGGAUAGCAGAGAAGAGCAAGGAACGACCGCUGAACCAACGGCACCACACUUUAAGCCUCGCUCAGCUGGACCUCCCAUGAAGCUAUCCAUGGCUCAUAUAAAGAGAGCACAACUCAAGAAUGCGGGUGUGCCAGGUAUGGGAACCACUCGUCAAAUCAACUUAAAUUCUAAACCUUCACGUGAAUUCAUCCCUGAAGAUUUACCCCGAACUGAGGAAAAAGAGAUUGAUUUUGACAAGCGUCGUUUGGUAGGUCCUGGUGGCAAAGCGCCCCGUCUUAUUCCAAAUAUUUAUUCGUCAUCUUUGGCAACGGCAGCGCAAUCGCCAGUGACAGCAACUACCGUCAAUGACUUCAAAGAUGAACCUGCUCAAACCAUAAAGCAACUCAGGGGAAGAAAAGAUUCUUCCUCAGAAUUGAAGGAUGGCUCUGGUUUAGUUGCCAGAAGAAAGGCUCCUCCACCGCCUACCAGAAAUUCCUCACUCAAACUCAAGAAGAAAAUUAGUAUGAGUAGUCUUAACCAACUGCCAAUGUCCAAUCGCUCAAAUGACUACUCACUAUCUACAGAUAGUCUCGAUUCAUUCCGGAGCUCGCAAAUUCAUGGCACCAAGUAUCAGCAGACACCGCGCUUUGAGCCUGAGGCGAAAUUUGAGUUUUUAGAUGCCCCUAAGUUUGAAUUUGGAAGAGUCAGCUCACACAGUGAACUCGAUGAAAAUGACGAAAACGACGAUGAUGAUGAGUUUUUCGCUCGCCCAAUUCACGAUCAAUCUCCAAAACCAUCAGAUCCAAAAGAUAACGAAAAGGGUUCAGUUACUAAGAGUAAUGAAGUACCUCAGGAGAAGAGUAAGAAGCCUGGGCUGGACGAGGACGGGGAUGAAGAUGACUUUUUCAUGAAACCAAUGAAACCCAAGAAAGCGAUGUCACCACAAGCGAAGAUGAAUGUUAGACCACCGGUCGAAGAGCUUUACGAAAAUCUUGAGAAAUAUUUCCCUCACUCAGUUCUCGACAAACCGAUUAUCGAUGCUUCACCUUCUUCUCCUUCUGCCCUAUCUCAUAUGAAUCCAAUCGGCAUCAAGCCAAUAAAGCCUUCUUCUCGAAAAGAAUCAAUUUCCAGAACAUUCUCCAAUGCCAAUAAAUCUCCUGCAAAUACUCCAAUCGAGGGAGGAGAUGAUGUGUUUUAUGGUGUUGGCCCAGGAGAUUCUAAAUUCCUUCGGGGUCGAAUGAAAACCAUUAGAGCUGUCGCCAAUGAAGCAAGGAUCAAAAGGUUGGAAAGCAAAAAGGGAUCUGAAUCCAAAUUGCCAGGUCGCAACAAGGUCAAAACAGCAGAGAAGACGCUGCCUUCACUUUUGAGAGCCAACACUAAACUUUGGGGACAGAAGACUGUUGAAGUCACACCUGAUCAAAUUGAAAAGGGUAUUGUGGGAAGAAUAAAAAACAGUAGUUCUGGCAAUCUGGAAGAAUUUGCAUGGGUGAAGGGAGAACUAAUUGGCCGAGGUUCUUACGGUUCUGUGUAUUUGGCGCUCAAUGUGACUACAGGAGAAAUGUUGGCAGUCAAACAAGUUUCCCUCCAUGCGCUGGCGCUGUCGUCUGAGGGAAUUGAUGCAUUGAUUAAAGAGGUUCAAACGAUGAAGGAUCUUGAUCACCUUAACAUUGUGCAAUAUCUUGGUUUUGAGCAAAAAGAACAAACAUACAGUUUAUUCUUAGAGUAUGUUGCUGGAGGAUCAAUAUCGUCAUGUUUAAAGUCAUACGGAAAAUUUGACGAACAAUUGGUGAGAUUCAUUACCAGGCAAGUUCUUUUGGGCUUGAAGUACCUCCAUCAGAACGGCAUUCUUCACCGUGAUUUGAAGGCUGAUAAUCUUUUGCUAGAAUUAGAUGGAACAUGCAAAAUCUCAGACUUUGGAAUUUCCAAAAAGUCUCACGAUAUUUAUAGCAACAAUGCCGAGUUAUCGAUGCAAGGUACCAUAUUCUGGAUGGCUCCGGAAGUCAUCCACAGUAUGGUGGAGGAGAAAAAACAAGGAUACAGUGCAAAAGUGGACAUUUGGUCAUUGGGAUGUGUCGUGCUUGAAAUGUUUGCGGGCCAGCGGCCAUGGUCCAACGAGGCCGUCAUCAGCGCCAUUUACAAGAUUGGAAAGACCAAGUUGGCGCCACCGAUUCCUGACGACAUCAGCGCGGACGCCAAAGACUUCUUAGACAAAUGUUUUACUAUUAACUCUGAAGACAGGCCCACCGCCACGCAGUUGUUGCAGCACAACUUCAUGAAGCCAGAUGCCUCGUUCGACUUCUGCAAGACCCGGCUCAAUGGGAUGAUUAAGUUCAACUCACGCAAGAGCGUAGCCAUGAAAUAA
Messenger RNA from Australozyma saopauloensis, 4668 nucleotides. It is a transcript of the gene BCK1, whose product is annotated as mitogen-activated protein kinase kinase kinase. Gene Ontology annotation, biological process: protein phosphorylation. NCBI's taxonomy places the organism in Eukaryota, Fungi, Ascomycota, Pichiomycetes, Serinales, Metschnikowiaceae. The coding region runs from base 1 to 4668 and encodes 1555 amino acids. Gene Ontology annotation, molecular function: protein kinase activity; ATP binding. The record is from RefSeq and is a predicted model, not a curated record. The transcript has a single exon.